Argiope bruennichi is the source of this 2568-nucleotide messenger RNA. Its product is annotated as nucleolar protein 58-like. The transcript has 11 exons. Bases 128 to 1243 code for a protein of 371 amino acids. The record is from RefSeq and is a predicted model, not a curated record. Lineage: Eukaryota; Metazoa; Arthropoda; Arachnida; Araneae; Araneidae.
UUGAAACCGUUUGUGCAUUAGCUAUUACAUUAUGAAUUAAACUAAAAAAUUGUCUAUUAUUACUAAAAUAAUUUCAAAAAAGAAAAUUUGACAGUCUCUAACAUAUUAUAGAGAAAGAUCAUUUGCAAUGAGUACCUCACGUAAGAACUUAAGACUUAAGAAAUCUUUUCUAAAACAAAUAAACGUCAAUGAUGUUAUGGAAGAACUAAAAGCGAAUAAUUAUUUUGAGAAUGCACAUCGUGAAAUGUUAGCAUUCGUUAAAGAUUCGCUUCCCUAUAAACAGAUGCAAGAAGUUGCACUUCAGCAUAUGCUUGAUUCUCUGACAAAUGUUCAGCAAUUGCCUGAUGAAGAAGGACGCAAAGAAAAGAAACGUCAUAUUUCUAAGAUUGGUCUUUUUGCCAUAGAGCUCAAUAAAUUAAUAUCGAAAACACUUUCUGAUAAACUUAGCCAGGAAGCCACAGUUGUUGCCAAAAGAGCCUUGAAAAGGCUGUAUGAAAAAUCAGAAUGUUCUAAUUCCAAGAAUGAUGGAGGUAAAAAAAGAAAGCAAAAAAAGGAUUCAUCUAAAAUUUCCCAAAAUACUAAUGAGAAAAAUCAAACAUUCCCAAUGGAAGAUAGUGAUUCGUUUGUAUCUUUAAUGGAUGUUUCUGAUGAAUCUGUGAGCUCUGUUCAUACAAGUGAUCUUUCAUCAUUUGAUGAUGAAAUAGUUGUUUCAUCUGAAGAUGAAAUGGGUGAAAAGCAAGUAAAACGGAUUUCUUUUAAAACUGCCGAGAAAGCUUAUUUUGAUGAUGAUUUUUCUAAAGUCAGUAAAUCUAUGGUUGAUGAGAAAAAUAAUACAGAUGAAGUAUCUGAAGAGUCUAAAAUCAGUAAAUCUACGGUUCAGGAGAAAAGUAAUACAAAUGAAGCAUCUGAAAAGUCUAAGACUGGAAUGUCUUUAUCCAAUACAUCAAAGAAUUCUAUUGCAUCUGAGAACAUUCCUUCACGACCCAAAAGAGAAAGAAAGAAUUCUACUGCAUCAGAGAACAUUGCUUCACGACCCAAAAGAGAAAGAAAGAAUUCUACUGCAUCUGAGAACAUUGCUUCACGACCCAAAAGAGAAAGAAAGAAUUCUACUGCAACUGAGAACAUUGCUUCACAACCCAAAGGAGAAAGAAAGAAUUCUACUGCAUCUGAGAACAUUGCUUCACGACCCAAAAGAGAAAGAAAACCCAAUUCAAGAUAUUCUGCUGAAGAAAUGUAUUUGUAAUUCAGAUGGUGACCAAAAUGGCUUUAUUUAAACUUUUGAAUAAUCUGAAUCGUUAUCAUUUUAAAACUUUGAAUAAUUAAAAUGAAAUUCAAAAUACCAGCAAAUAUAUAUUUACAAAUCGUGGAUAAUCAUUUAAAAACUAUUUUUAAUGUCCUAUUAUUAGAUAGAAAAAUUGAGAUUAUUAAAAAUAGAGAAAUUCUACCUUCUGCUGCAUACUUGUAAGGAUUUUCAUUUUUAUACUUUUAUGACAAAAUAUUUGGAAUGAAAAUAAAUUUUUUAUGUGCAUUGUAAAUAAGAAAAUAAAACAUCAAUGAAUAGCGAAUGAAAGAUUUUUAAUUAUAUGUUGUUGCUUUUUAAAUUUAUAUUUCCUUGCUAAAAUUGAAGAAUCAAAUGAACUGCUUGCUAAUAUUUUUAUCACUAAGAAUUUUUAUGUGUGACUUCAGUUAAGAACAUAAUUUAAAUAUCUUUAAAAUUUGAUAGAACUUACCAAUACAGGCAUUAUUUAAAUUCUGGAAAAAUAUUAUAACUAGAAUUAAAUUUAUACCUCAUAUCAUAAAAUCGGACAUAUUUGCAGUAAAUAUAUUUCAGUUUGAAUGUAUAUUUUUGCAAAAAAUUAAACUGAAUAGAAUUCAGAUAAUUGUAACAAUUUAAUUUACUCUUUCGGAAUACAUGAGGGAAAAAAAUUGUAUAUAUAGAGAGCAGGUUCAAUAUUUAAAACACCAAAAAGGUACUUAUAAGGUAGUCUAUAUGCGUUCAAGGCAGGUUUAAAAAAGAACAAGAUUCCAAACACUUACUUGUAAUUUCAAUCUUUUGUGAUACUCUAUAUUGAGGUAAACAAAUUGUUCCUAUGCUCUGAAAGUAUUAUAAUCCCUUUAUAAAAAGGUCUUUUGGUUGACAUUAUAUCCACUUCUGAACUGUCUGAAUCAUGGCAUCAUUGUUAACAGGCGUCAUGCCGGUUUGCUUUAUCAUCUUGCCUUCUCUGAGGUAUUUAUAUCAAUCAACACACAAUUUUGUUAGAGCGUUCUUUCCUUUACUGCUGUUAAAGUGAAUUUCAGAGUACUGCGCAAUUUCUACUAAGAAAUUCUGUAACAGUGAAUUGUUCCAUGCUCUAGAACAAUUUAUGUUCACUCAUCAUAAGGUAUCCUGAAGCAUAAAGAAACUCUCAGGCUAGACUGAAUAAGCUCUAAUCUGAGCAGGAAUGAAAAUAGGGAUUAUGACUGCAAUCUUUCAAGACCAUGCUGCUUGUUUACACUGAAAGAUGUCCUGAUCAUAUUUGAGCCACCUUGUAUUUGAGAAGCAUUGCAAAUGACUUUCUCAGAACAUAU